Molecule: messenger RNA, 1093 nt
Organism: Cornus florida
Lineage: Eukaryota; Viridiplantae; Streptophyta; Magnoliopsida; Cornales; Cornaceae
Product: putative cyclin-D7-1
Exons: 6
Coding region: 1-1002 (333 amino acids)
Biological process (GO): mitotic cell cycle phase transition; regulation of cyclin-dependent protein serine/threonine kinase activity
Cellular component (GO): nucleus; cyclin-dependent protein kinase holoenzyme complex; cytoplasm
Molecular function (GO): cyclin-dependent protein serine/threonine kinase regulator activity
Source: RefSeq, a predicted model, not a curated record
AUGGAGAGUCUGUAUUGUGAUGAGGUGGGGCUUAUGAGUCCUUAUACUACUACCACCGUUGAUCAACAACACAAUGCGCAUAAUAAGCAACCUUUAGGAGUACUGGAUCAGAGUUCCUUCUAUACCUCAAAAGAAGAUUGCGAACAAGCUUUAAGUAUUUGCCUACAAAAAGAGUGCACUUACUUGCCACAGCCGGGAUACUCGGACUAUCUUAAGACUUACAAUUUGAUCAUCCCAAGAUUCAUAGCUAUUCAAUGGCUUAUCAAGUCUCAAAAGCGGUUGAAUCUCUCUUUUGGAACUAUCUUCAAUGCUGCAAAUUACCUUGAUCGCUUCAUCUCUAUGAAUCUGUGCCACGGAUGGAAGUACUGGAUGUAUGAAUUGCUAUCUGUUGCAUGCUUAUCUGUUGCCUCUAAGUUUGAUGACACAGCCUCUCACCCGUUCCAUGAACUUCAGGAGGAUCUGGACCAUUCAUUUGAAUCGAGCAUGAUUCAACGGAUGGAAUUGUCAGUAUUGAAGGCCCUAGGAUGGCGACUCAGCUCUACAACUGCAUACUCUUACAUACAACUGCUGAUAUGCAACAUUGACUCCCUAAAGCCUUCCCUUCUCGAGGACUUAACCACCCGAGUCACUGAACUUCUUCUCGGCACCCUUUUAGAUUUCAAAUUCCUAGAGUUCAGGCCAUGUGUUGUCGCGAUAUCUGCACUGCAAUGCAUAUUUGACGAGCUACUGCCAUCAACAUCCGAUGCCCACAUUGCCUGCGUUGUCAAGCUCAUUCCUCAAGAGCAAAAGGAUGAUCUGAUGAAGUGCCAUAGGUACAUGGAAAAGCAAUUGGUUGACCCUAAUUUGUACAACUUAAUAGCAUGCCGGUACUCCUACUACUGCCCUUCAAGUCCCGUGACUGUAUUGUCGACGGAUCGGGUUGAGAUAUAUGAUUGCCAAAUUGAUCUCUCUCGCAUUAAUGUCAAAGCAAGUGUGAAGAAGAGAAAGAGGGAAGAACAGUAGAGAUGGUGUUAUAUAUGAAACCAUCAUGAUCUCGCUAUUUUAUUGUUAAUUUGUGGUGUUGUACUAAGGCUGAGGAUAGGCGAAGCCUAUU